This is a messenger RNA of Phalacrocorax carbo (great cormorant), 1241 nucleotides long. NCBI's taxonomy places the organism in Eukaryota, Metazoa, Chordata, Aves, Suliformes, Phalacrocoracidae. The record is from RefSeq and is a predicted model, not a curated record.
AUGGAGUCUGGUGAGGGACAACCUGUAAGGAAGGCCUUAAAUCAUGAACUUUCUAACCUUUUCAAUGAGAUGUGGGAUAUGGAUGUUAACCGCCUUAUGCCUGGGAAAGACUACACAAUUGAUUUGCAGGGAAAAGCAGGUACCACACAGCAAGGUGACAGUGCUGUCCAGGACAGAGCAACCAGACAUCUGUUUCACACUGUAAAUGAAGAACGCCUGAAGAACAUAAAAACUUUUGCAACCUUUAUUUCCUUAUUGGACAACUAUGAGACAUCAACUGGUGUAGCAGAAGUAGUGACUCCAGAAGAAAUAGCUGAAAACAAUUGUUUUCUUGAUGCUAUCUUAGCAACAGAAGUCAUGAAAGUGAGCAACACAGAUCUUUUUCAGUCUCUCAAAACAUGAAUUCAAAAAUAAACUGUAUAUAUCUCUCUCUCUUUGUUUUUUAUCCUUCAGCUAGCUCACGAAUAUCUGUGUAAAAAAAACCUAGUGAAGCCAAACCUUGCUGAUUUCAAAUAUCAGCUCUAUGACAUCUGGUUCCAGCUCUAUGCCAGGAAAGAAGGCGACAGACCUGAUUCUUGCGGUUUCGAACAUGUCUUUGUUGGAGCAACAAGGCGUGGUACAGGUUUGCACAACUGGGUGCAAUUUUACCUUCAGGAAAAGCACAACCAAAUUGACUGCAAGGGAUAUGUUGCUCGGAAGAACAAAACCAGGCCUGACAAAGAUGACCAAGUUUUGAGCAUCCAGUUCAGCUGGAAGGGCUCGGUUAAGCCAGUUGGAAGCACCUUUAUUGGUGUCAGCCCAGAGUUCGAAUUUGCCCUUUACACCGUCAUUUUCCUGCUGGCUGAAGACAGAGUCACACGUGAAACAGUGAAGAUAGAGGAAUAUGACCUACAGAUGGUUGUUUGGCGCCACGGGCACCACAUUGGAACAGCAUAUCCAGUACUACUCAGCACCAGUAGUGAAGACUAGUAGUUAGAGUGAUUGGGCAACUUUUUUUUUAUUUAUUUUUUGGGGGUGGGGGCAUGGAAUAUGGGACCAGGUGGCAGAGUAAGUUGAUGUGUGGUUUUAUACAACUUAUUUCAAGUGAAAAUUGAUUACUUGCUUGCUCUUGGUCUGCAGUGGAGUGCCAUGGCUCAGUGUCUGACAAAUUUUGAAACAUACUGGUACUCAGAUUAAAGGCUGGAUCAAACUUACAUCAGCCUUCCUUUGUUCACCAUAACACUGUACUUUUCAGCAGAUAA